UGACGACAGCCCAGGCCGGGAAAACCACACCGGUACUGUGUCGCCUCUGCUGCCCUGGUGUGGCACUGUUCGUUGGCACCGGGCACCCUCUGAGGCAGCUGUGGCAUGUCCAUUGGGCUUGGGGUGGAGUUUUAGCUUUGGAUUUUGUGUACGCCUUCGUGGACUUCUGCAGGAGGAUUUUAAAGCAAGAUGAAGAAUUUUGCUUCGUGUUGGCGGGCGGUGGCGCUGGCUUGUUGUGUCCUUCUUGCUCGCAGUCGUGAAGCAGAUGCGAGAGACGACUCAGCGUGUGACCCCGGAUGCCAAGUCCACCGCCUGAAUUCCGUAGGGACGCCCCUGACGCUGGCCUUCUCGAGGAUCUUCUGGUGGCCCGAGAGCGACGUGGAGGAGCUGGCCCUCGCUGGAGAAGGACUCGAGAUGAGCGUCCGCCUCGAGGAGGAGCAGAGGAACGCGUGGCACGAGAUCGAAGUCAAGGCCGCGUUCAAGGAUAAGGACAAACGGACAUUAGAAUCCUACACUGUUACCAUCCCUUCUCUGGGCGUGAACGAGAGUAGAACCUGCGCCCACCCAGACUGCGGUACCAGGGGCGUGGGCGUGAGAACCAACAUAUCCAGUUUGUGGGCGCUGCAGUGUACCGUCCUUCCUUGUGACUGCCACCACAACGCCAAAUAUUGUGAAGGAAAGAGAGACUGCAGACAGUACUACCUAACAGAGCUCGGUUUCCCUUUGGACUCCUCGAGGAAGAUAUUCUGGUCCCCAACUGCUCACGGAGAACUGCACUUUAAUUGGAACAACGGCAAGAACCAGUCACUUGCCCUGCGCGGGGACCGAAGUAGCUCGUCCUCAUGGGUGGAGGUGGAGGUUCGUUCUCGAGUGAAACAGAGAGGAGGCAUAACACACUAUGUCUGCAGCCUCGAGGUAGCCUCCUUGAACAUCCUUGAGGACUGUUCCUCGACGGCGGACACCGACUACGGGAUGAGAGUGGCUGCUCCUCGACCUAGCACCCUUUGCCCUUGGGUGCGAUGAGGCUCCAGUUGUUGAAGUCCAUCGCUCAAAAAAAGGCCGACGCAAUAGAUUCUGGAUGUUGCUGCUAAUCGCUCCAGUUGGUAUUUCUAUCGUCAUCAUCGCCUUUGCUAUCGUAAGGUGGCGAAACAAACCGUAGAUUUUAUCAUCUUCGUGGACGGGAAAAUGAUGGAAACCAAUGAUUACAAUUUUAUAGUUAUAAGAUAUUUAUAAUUAUAAAAUAUAUAAACAUAUUUUGUAAAUAAUAUAUAAGCCACAUUUAUACUCCAUAAGGUCCAUAUAUAGAGCUUUUAUA
Messenger RNA from Penaeus monodon (black tiger shrimp), 1315 nucleotides. RefSeq lists its product as uncharacterized. The record is from RefSeq and is a predicted model, not a curated record. Lineage: Eukaryota; Metazoa; Arthropoda; Malacostraca; Decapoda; Penaeidae. The transcript has 9 exons. Bases 190 to 1023 code for a protein of 277 amino acids.